Biomphalaria glabrata is the source of this 3153-nucleotide messenger RNA. Its product is annotated as glomulin-like. Bases 149 to 2827 code for a protein of 892 amino acids. Gene Ontology annotation, biological process: ubiquinone biosynthetic process. The transcript has 10 exons. Lineage: Eukaryota; Metazoa; Mollusca; Gastropoda; Planorbidae. The record is from RefSeq and is a predicted model, not a curated record. Gene Ontology annotation, molecular function: ubiquitin-protein transferase inhibitor activity; lipid binding. Gene Ontology annotation, cellular component: cytoplasm.
AUAGGGCAGUGAUCGACUCUAGAUAGAAAAAAUGGCCGUGUGUUUCGUAACUCGCAAUAUCGUAAAGGUUUUUUCAUCUCAACUUUUGGGCGGUGCUUUCUGAGUUAAAAAAAGAAUCAAGAAUAUUAAUUCACUGUAAAACAGAAAAAUGUGGGCUCCUGAAAAUGCUGGCUUGGAGCCUCCAAUUAUAGAAAAAAUUGAAGAUCCAGAGAAACUUCUUGCACAAAUUAUUGAGUGCAUUCAACAGAGAGACUCAAAGAGCUUGAAGACCUACAUCCUUGAACAUAAACUUAAGGAGGAUAGCAUAUUCUGGGAGAUGAUCUUAAAUUUGGGAUCAUGUAUAACUACAGAAAUGAAUGAAAAUGAUCCAGGUUUUUUCGAUGUUUGUAUUCGCUGCCUUGUCUAUAUAAUCAAGGUUGGCAACCCAAAGGAGACAUUGCUGGCAUUGCUUGAACAGAUUGAUAACUUCAUCGACUACACAAAAUUUAAAUCAUUUCUUCCCCUUGUCCAGACCACCAUUUUGAGAAUGUCAGCCAAACUUUUUCAUUCCCUGGACAUUACUUUAGGGACUGUUUCUUCUCACAUUAAAUCUCUGCCGCUCCCUGAAAAUGUUCAGCUUGAAGGUGAGGAAAUUAAAGUUUUUCACAUGGAUAAAAUUGUGGUGCGUCUAGUUGAUAAUUUGCAGGCUUACUUGGACUUUUUGGAGCCUUUUGUUGAGAAAAUAGAUAUUGGCUCACUGCGUUCAUCAGAAUCAUUAGUGCUAAAAAAACAUCUUAUAAGUGUUUUUGAUCAACCUCUAUGUUAUCUCAUCUUGACUUAUGAUCCUCAAAAAGACAAAGUUAAAUCAGACAGUCGACUGUGUGCUGAACAUGCCAUGAGGUUAUUGUGUAGAACAGAAACAGACUUUCACAGGUUUAUACAAAAUUCCAAGCUUCAGUCAAAAAAAGCUGAAAGAGAAAAUAGCCAUUUGCCACCAGAGGCAGAUGUCACAGAUAUUUGUGAAGUGUGGGAUUUUAAAAUGAAUGUCAGUUCCUUGGCUGCAGCUUGCCUUGUGUAUCUCAUACAUGUUGAGCAUCUUGGUGUAGAGAAAUUACCAUUUAUCUAUAGACAUGACUACAUGCUAGAACAUCAUCUAGAUAUGAUUAGUCUCUUGAUACAGAACACCAACUACCCCAUUAACUUUAAAGGCCUCCUGCUGUGUGACAGGCUAGUCAGUUUAGUGCAGAAAAACUCUUACACUGCAGAACAUCUGGACAACCCAUUGUUUAUGAGUGUUUUAAAUGAUGUAAUAAACAUUAUGAUCAACUGCCCCGUAAGAGAUCACAGAGGCCUAGCGACAAAAAUGUACCCUUUGUUCAUCAGCCUGUUCAAUGAAGCUGGUCGUUAUCAGAUCUACAUGACUAUCCUCUUGACCAAUUCUCACUCAGGUUUGAAGGGGUACACAAUCACUCUCUUGAAAAAUGACAUUGCUGAGCAAGUGCGUAAGCUGAAGAACAAAGAGGCACAAAGUGAUGUCACUGAAAAUUAUUUUGCUGGGAAAAGACUUCAUAAAAUAUUGAAGUUGGCUUUUGUGUUGCAAGACAAGGAAACCACAGAUAUGCUUGAACAUUCAGAUCAAAUUAUAUCUUGCUUAAAUCUGCUGCGCUUCCUGGCUAUCGCUGAUCCCAAAGUUUCAAAUUUGACUGGCUUUUGGGAUGCCCUCUUGUUUAUUGAUAAGGACUUCCUGUCCCCAUUAAGGCUGGGCCUUGACCUUAGCAAAGCCCACUACCAGCUGGAACUGACUAGCACAAUGGAUGAGAAAAAUUCUGAUCGUAACACCAACAAAGACACUGAUGUUUCAGUUGUAGUUGGAGGGAUGACUCUGCCUUCUAUGAACAGACAUGAAAAACUAGAAUUAAUAGGAAAAGCAUUAAACACUCAUGAGGUGAUGCAAAGUCUUCUUUGUCGAGUGUCUGAACUCAUUGAUCAACAACAGAAAAGAUCUUCAAACAAUUCAUGUCUCAUUUGUCGCACACUUUUAACAUCAACAAGAAGACACAACAGUGAAGGCAAACAGUCAAAGGACCCACAAGCAGAGAGAAAGAACACUGAAACUGAAACAGAGUUCAAGAAACAAGAGACAUCUCAAAGUACAGUGGAUGAAGCAGAGUAUGAACAUGCCAUCAAGCAAAGAAUCCUAAAAGCUUCACUUCAAUAUGUUCAUGAGUUUGGUUGGACACAGAAAGCCAUUGAAGCUGGAGCUAAGGAUGAAGGUUUGCCGCCAGUGGCUCAUGGGAUGUUUCCAAGAGGUGGUGCUGAACUUAUCAACUAUUUCUAUGUUAAAAGUAAUUCACAAUUAAAAGAGUUUUUGGAGAAGGAAGUUGCCAAGGCCAAGGUUGAAGGUUUAGAAAAACCUACAACAAAACCAUUAAUUCGUAAUGCUAUAGAAUACAGACUUAGGCUCAUUCUACCCUACAUAGAGAAAUGGCCUCAGGCCAUGGCUAUACAGGCCCUGCCACAAAAUGCUGUUGAAUCUUGGAAAAAUUUGCUGAAUCUCUCUGAUGACAUUUGGUACUAUGCUGGUGACAGAUCUGUAGAUUACAAUUGGUACACCAAGAGAUUAGCUGUGGCUGGAGUUUACAAAUCUACUGAAAUAUAUAUGAUUCAAGACAAAUCAACUGAUCUUCAAAAUACAUGGGAUUUCCUGGAUCGAAGGCUGGCUGAUUUGCAAUCUUUUGGUGCUAAUAAGAAAAAGUGUGAACAAAGCUGUAACGUUUUAUCAGACGCAAUUAAAGGUUUUUGUAUCAUGGGGCGCAACAUGCUCAGCAUGAACUCAAGGAACAGAUAAAGACAAAAUCAAGUUGUUUGAUUGUUGCUGUAGUAAUUUUUUUUAAAUGAAACAAUGUGAUGAAAAAAAGUAUUUAUAUUUUACUUGUUAGCUGUUUGUUCUUAGAACGCAUUUCAUUUUUAAUUGUAGACAGUAAAUCGUGUUCCUUUUUUUGUUCUUUAAAACUCCCAGAAUUUUGAAAUAGUACUGAAUAAAACAAAUUAUUUUGAUACAUUUAUGCUUAUCACUUUUACAAUUUAGCUUUGUUUUUUUCUGAAAUAAUGGGUUUCAAUUAUUUUAUUUUCAAUUAUUUUAUGUUAAAAUGCUCAAUAAAAAAUUAUCGCAAC